GAUCCACCAGUCCACCGACUGCAGACCAACCUCGAAAUCAGUUUGUCGCGCCAUAUUCUAACGAUCGGUCGGGUUCGGUCUCCCCAAAUAAUAUUCAAAUUGUUCCAUCUCGAUCAGUUAAAUUUUAUAAUAGUCCAUUCAGCAGUUAUCCUUGCAACCAUAAACGUAGUUUCCAGAUCCAAAAGCCACCGAGUCGGGGCUAAAAUAAUGCCGCGAAUAGGCUAGAACUCCACUUUUGACGUUCUACACAAAAAUAUUAAACACUCUGGAUAUAAUAGAGAGUUUUUGAAAAAUGAGACCUAAAAGAGGAUUACACAUUUUACUGACUGCCUUGGUGGUCAGUCUUAGUCUUAGUGAAAUAAGUGGUCAAACCACCUGCAAAAAUGGCCUGGGCAGAGUGCUCUACGAAAGACUGCCGAACCAACAGCUCCAGGGCUAUGAUGAUGAUGUGGUGCGGGACACGGCCCCACCAUUCCGAGUGCUGGAGAAGUGCCAGGAUUUAUGUUUACGCGACCGCACCGGCUCUAAUAAUCUAGUACGUACUUGUACCAGCUUUGAUUUCCAACCAGGAAGUCGGAUAACCUCCUUCGGGGGCAACUCCGAAUACGAGGAGUCACUGUGUUACUUGACAUCCGAGCAAGCGGGACCCGAGGGAAUUGGAAGUCUUAUGCUAGUGCCCAACAGUGUCCACUUUAACGAGAUCUGCUUGACAUCAAGUCGUCCGGAGAGAGAGUGCCCUAGUCGGCGAUAUGUGUUCGAGAGGCAUCCCCGCAAGAAACUGAAGCUGCCCAUCAGUGACAUUAAGGAAAUAACUGCGGCCAAUCGUUCCGACUGCGAGGAUAAAUGUCUGAAUGAGUUCUCCUUUGUGUGCCGGUCGGCCAACUUUGAUUCCACCAUGCGAUCCUGCACCCUAAGCCGUUUCACCCGACGCACUCAUCCCGAACUAAUGGAAGACGAUCCCAAUUCCGAUUACCUGGAGAACACAUGUCUGAAUGCCGAGAGACGAUGCGAUGGACUGGCGGUGUUCGUCAAGGAGGAGAACAAGCGACUCGGUGGCCCAUUCGAGGUGGACAUCUUCAACAACAUGACGCUGGAGGAGUGUCAGACGAUGUGCCUGCGGGCCGAGAAAUACUUUUGCCGCUCCGUCGAGUUUGAUGAUCAAAGUAAACAGUGCAUCCUCUCGGAGGAGGACUCCAUCUCACAGAAGGAUGACAUUAGUAUCAGCUCCAGUCCCACACACCAUUUCUAUGAUCUGGUCUGCCUCGACAAUCAACGAGCCAACGAUUAUCCAGAUAACUCAGUCACCUCGCACCUCUUCUCGAGCGGCCGGCGGCCAGAUACAGCAUUCCAGCGGUACCGCAACUCCAGGCUCGGCGGCGAAUUUCACUCGGAGAUCACGGGACGUUCUUUGAGCGAGUGCCUCGACGAGUGUCUUCGCCAGACGAGCUUCCAGUGCAGGUCUGCUGUGUACAGCGAUCGUUUUCGAACUUGUCGCCUGAGUCGGUACAAUCAAAAGGAUGGCAUGCGCAUUAUAUACGAUGCUGAUUAUGAUUACUACGAGAAUCUAAUGUUGAAUGUGGUGGGCGGAGGCGCCGACGGCGAUGCCAGUGGUCACGGUGGCAGCAACGACGGCAAGCGACCCGGGGAUCAGUCGGGCAGCAACUGGAGACAGCCUAAUAAGCACGACGAUCGCUACGGACCGGGUGGAUCUCAAGCUGGGGGCGGAGCAAGCGGUGGUGGCGGCGGUGGAUUGCAUGGCGGUGGGGGUUCUGGAGGCUCCAGAUUGCCGCCAGGUGAGGGCGUCGACUAUGGCAGGCCAUACGAUCGCUAUCCGGACAUGGCUGGCAAUGAAUAUGAUCGCUAUCCAUAUGGCGGAGGCGGGGAUCGCGAUCGGUAUCCCCCCGAUCGCUAUGGCUCCCGCUAUCCCGGCGGCGCUGAUGGAAUGGGCUAUGGGCGCCCCUACGAUCGCUAUCCGGAGGAAUAUGACCGGUACCCGGGUGGUGCCAGUGGCGAUCGAGAUCGCGACCGGGAUCGGGAUCGCGAGCGCUAUCCAGGUGAUAGGGAUAGAGAUCGGUUCCCAGGCGACCGGGACAGGGAUCGCUAUCCGGAUCGUUACCCGCCGGAUCGCUACGCAGACAGAUACGGGGAUCGCCGUUAUCCGGACAGGGAAAGAGACCGGGACCGUGAGCGAGAGAGAGAUAGGCUACCCUAUCGGCCACUGCCCUAUCCCGGAAUCAAUGACAACAGCCUGCCCAGUGAUCUGCCGCACACCAGACCCUAUCCGUCGGACGAUGAUGCUCCCUUCCGGCCGUAUGGAUACGGCGGUGGACGUUACGGAGAGAACAGAUACGACAGCCGCUACCCUCCGGGUCGGUUUCCACCUGGCCGCGAACGGGACCCAGUGGGCGGAUAUACAGGAAGAGAUGCUCCGGACAGUAUUUUCCCGGACAGGCGGUACAGGCCUUCCUCUAUGGACGCACCCCGGUAUCCCUAUUUACCCGACUCCAGGGGUCCUCCGGGCAGAUACGAUGAUAUAGUUCACAGUGCCCGGAGACCCGAACCGGAUUCGGCCAAGCGGUAUCCCCCGGCUCCGAUUGCGCCCUCGGGAAGUGCCAGCAAGUAUGCUUCCUCGCCGAACCGGUUCCCGGUAGGUACCGACCGCUAUCCCAUAGAUAUCUACAAGUACGGCAAUCGAGGCGGAGCCGCAGAUAUUGGCAGGCGUCCAGGGCUAGAUCGUCCGCCGCCACCAUACUACGACUAUGAUUACGAGGAAAGGUAUGGCGAUAGGUAUGGACCCUACGACAGGGAGUACGAUGGCCCCCCAAGCAGGAGACCUCCGCCAGGUGGACCCUAUGGACGCUACGAUACUCCUUUCAAUCGUCCCUAUGGCGGAAAUGGCUUAGAUGAUCGCCCCAUUCCCCUGCCCGGCCUGGGCUUGUCCCAUCCACCGACUCCCUACGGCGGAGGAGGCGGGGGAAGCCAUGUCGGCCUUGGAGUCGGUGUCCAUUCCGGACCCCCUAGACCACCGAUCACCCGCUGCGAGGAGAGCGACAAUUUCAAGCAGAUCGCCGCCAGGCACAAGAUGCGUCGCCACUUUGUCCGACGGGCUCUGAUCGUGCCCAGUCUGAUCCAGUGCGAGAGGGAGUGCAUCGAGAGCCGGGACUUUGUGUGCCGCAGCUUCAACUACAGAGACUCGGCUGCCUCCAGCUACGAGGACAGAGAUAGGGAUCGGGAGACGCCGAACUGCGAGCUAAGCGACAGAGACUCCCGCGAACUGGACAUCCAUGAUCCGGGCACCUUCGACGCCUCCAACUACGACUUCUAUGAGCGGAGCAUCGGACGCAGCGACGGGGAGUGCAUGGAUGUGACACAGACGUGCAACGAGGAGGGCAUGGAGUUUACCAUUCGCACACCAGAGGGUUUCUUGGGACGCAUAUAUACCUAUGGCUUCUACGACCGUUGCUUCUUCCGAGGAAACGGAGGAACUGUCAAUGUUUUGAGGAUCAGCGGCCCUCAAGGGUAUCCUGAUUGUGGAACGCAAAGAUAUGGUGAUACUUUGACCAAUAUCGUGGUAGUUCAGUUCUCGCACAACGUGCAAACCAGCCGGGAUAAGCGCUAUAAUCUCACUUGCAUUUUCCGUGGACCUGGUGAAGCAGUGGUUAGCUCCGGAUACAUCGGAGCAGGAUCCGGCAGUCCUAUUCCCAUUGAGUACUUACCCGCAGAGAACACGCUCAGCUCCAAGGUGCGACUUAGCAUUCUGUAUCAGGGUAGACCAACCACCACCAUAGCUGUGGGCGAUCCUCUCACCUUCCGCCUGGAGGCCCAGGAUGGUUAUAACCAUGUGACUGACAUUUUUGCCACAAAUGUUGUGGCCAGGGACCCAUAUUCCGGUCGUAGUAUUCAACUGAUUGACCGAUUCGGUUGUCCUGUGGAUCCGUUUGUGUUCCCCGAACUGGAUAAGCUUCGCGAUGGCGACACUUUGGAGGCCCGCUUUAAUGCCUUCAAGAUACCAGAGUCCAAUUUCUUAGUAUUCGAGGCCACAGUGCGCUCCUGCCGCGAAGGAUGCCAGCCGGCGUACUGUCCAGGACCAGCGGGACGCCAAGAGCCGUCGUUUGGACGUCGGCGCAGAUCCCUGAACGAAACUGAGAUAGAGGAGCAAGUGCCCGAGCCUCAGGCUCUGGAGGGGGAAUCAAUCUUGGAGGACGUUACAGUGGUUAAUAGCACCACAGUGAGUGCCACUUUGGGACAGGCGCCUCUGAAUGAGACCCAAGUGGGUGAGAAGACCAAGGAGCCGGAGGAGCCAGAGCAAGUUCGGGAAAUGAUUGAGGUCUUUGAAACGAGGGAGGAAAUCGAAAAAGAAUCUUAUCCGCGCAAGCUAGUAGCUCCUGUGGAAACAGUUUGCAUGACUCCGGCAGAGUACCAUGGACUAAUCACAGCUAUAAUUCUACUGAUGAUUCUACUCUUUAGCAUCACCUUGGUGGCAGGACUGGGAUAUAGACGCUACUGGAAAUCCAUAUCGAAAAAUCGCCUGGUGGACCGGCACUCGCCCAUUCAUUCGUUGGGCCACUCCUCCUCCAUACGCACCCAUGAGCGCUUCACAGAGAUCGGCAAUCUGUCUGGAGGAGGAGGAGGAGGUGGAUCCAGUGGAGGAGCCGGUGGCGGAGCCAAUCAGAGCGCAUCGAAUAGAGCCCCAAACGCUUUUCGCACCAACAUGUCCAUGUUUGGCGGCUCAUUGCACAAGACAUUUGCCACGGGCAACCUGGCGCGCAUGUGCCAGCUGCCCGUGAUUAAUCCCAUGCGCACCGCCGGCCAGGGCGUCGGCCAUCAGUUCGAGGAUCCCAGCGAGCCCAUCUAUACGGAUCCCUCGCUCUUCGAGCGCUCCAGAUCGCUGCGAAGUCUGACCAUGGUGGCCGAGUCCGAAGACAACCAGGAGGUCUGAAUUCCCAUCCUCUUGUGAUUAGAUGUAAAUAAGCUAAUGGUUCAAAAACAAAGAAACAAAUAACUCCACUUAAUCAAUCUAAAAUCUAAAAUCUGACAAGUACCCACACUCUUGAUAUAUCAAUACGCUAGCUAAAUGCGUGGGGCCCUCGGAUAUAAUGGGGUCCAUCCAGUAGUCUAAGGAUCUGCACCACAGCCCAAGUAUCCAAAUAUUAUGAGCUUAUGCUCUUUAACAUAGUUUAACUAAGCCUAACCGAUGGAAACCACAAAAAAUAAGCAAUUAUUCUCUAUCUACCAGCUAAGAUAUGAAAUGCAAUAAAGCCUAAACUUAUCCAUA
Messenger RNA from Drosophila ananassae, 5275 nucleotides. RefSeq lists its product as uncharacterized. The transcript is spliced from 20 exons. The record is from RefSeq and is a predicted model, not a curated record. NCBI's taxonomy places the organism in Eukaryota, Metazoa, Arthropoda, Insecta, Diptera, Drosophilidae. The coding region runs from base 293 to 4939 and encodes 1548 amino acids.